CGUCCUACUUGUCUAGCGCAUGCGGUAGCAUCAGGAACGGUUUAAACACCCGUCCGGCCCAGGAGGAUCCCUGCCAGGCUAGGAUCCGGUGGCUGGGGAAAAUGACCAUCCACAUUGCUUUGCGCGGCCCGUCAUUUGGCAGGACUCUGCCAUUAGUACUCGUGUGGACUAGUUCGGUGGCACCUCUGCUGGUGAUACGUAUCAUGCAACAGUUGGCGCACGGCGACUCUCCACAGAUUCAAGCCCAGAGGAUAUUACUCCAAGUGACUAACCCAAACCGGUGAUUGGGGAACAGGCUGGCUGGUAACAGCUGUGAGACUAGUAGCCAUCGUUGUAAAGGUCCGACCUCGCCGGAAGACAACUCGCGACAUCGAUAACUCCAAGGGUGGUGCUCACGAAAGGAGCUGUGGCUUAACACCGUUAUUGCUCCGAGGUUCAGGGUAUCAGCUACUGCGGAUCCCUUAUAGCAACACGUUGUUAUAGCACGAUCCCCGAGUUCUGCAGCAGCAUCGAUGGAACCAGAGGGCGCACGAGGGAGCCGUCGCAACACCUUCGAAAUUAAUGACUGGUCAGAGCUCCAAUAGUGGGUCGGUCGGUGGGACAUCGAGCAACGCCUUCAAGUGGCCCGCACGGAGUCG
Messenger RNA from Aspergillus homomorphus CBS 101889, 638 nucleotides. RefSeq lists its product as uncharacterized. Bases 102 to 284 code for a protein of 60 amino acids. The record is from RefSeq and is a predicted model, not a curated record. Lineage: Eukaryota; Fungi; Ascomycota; Eurotiomycetes; Eurotiales; Aspergillaceae. The transcript has a single exon.